UUGGCAGGUAUGUUUACUUCACGCACUAAUCCAUGGCUACAAUAAGGAGCUUCCACAAAUGGAAGUCUGAUUUUCACGGAAUCAGCUUAAAAUCCAUCGGAAAUGAGAAACAGAACGUAAAGCAACUUCUUUUCUCCAUACCCAUCUCGAGAAGGUGCGCAAUUCUGGUAUCUUCAGUACCAUUUACCUUCAUUUCACCUCCACAAUUCUCAGAGGCCAGAGAGAGACGCAGCAAGAAGAACAUCCCCAUUGAAGAAUAUCUCACUAGCCCUGAUGGGUUGAAAUACUAUGAUGUUGUUGAAGGAAAGGGUCCUGUAGCUGAGAAAGGAUCAACUGUACAGGUGCACUUUGACUGCAUAUAUAGGGGGAUUACUGUUGUUUCGAGUAGGGAAUCCAAACUUUUAGCUGGGAACCGUAGCAUUGCCCAGCCAUAUGAAUUCAAGGUUGGAGCUAGUCCAGGUAAAGAGCGGAAAAGGGAGUUUGUAGACAACCCAAAUGGUCUGUUUUCUGCACAGGCUGCUCCAAAACCCCCACCAGCUAUGUACUCAAUAACACAAGGGAUGAAAGUUGGGGGAAAGAGGACUGUCAUUGUUCCUCCAGAGGCUGGAUAUGGGCAGAAGGGAAUGAAUGAGAUUCCGCCAGGAGGUACAUUUGAGCUGAAUAUCGAGCUUUUGCAAGUGAUGCCACCAGAAGCAAAGGAAACCUAGCAUUUAGUACCAGCAUCCAGGCCUAGAGGGUGGAGAAGCAUGUGAAUACUGAAGGUCUAAGCUUUCCAAAUUCCAAUUGACUGAGAUUUUCUUUGCAAAUUUACAGGGUCUCCUGUUUUCAAAUUUAGAUGCUUUCUUGUAGCUUACAGCAUCUAUUGCGAACAAGAUUUUGCUACAUUUGUUCUCACUUCUGUACCACUCUCAUUACACUUCAG
This is a messenger RNA of Rubroshorea leprosula, 922 nucleotides long. The record is from the annotation of a GenBank genome assembly. NCBI's taxonomy places the organism in Eukaryota, Viridiplantae, Streptophyta, Magnoliopsida, Malvales, Dipterocarpaceae.